AGCUCUCCUUUCAGUUCCAACCGCAAUGGCUGCCACGAGAACCAUUCUCCUCGCCGUGGCCGCGAUGGCCAUCCUGAGCACCGCAUCGGCGGCAAUCUACAAAGUCGGCGAGCCAGGUGGUGCAUGGGACCUCAGCACCAACUACGGCACCUGGGCGUCCUCGAGGAACUUUCACGCCAGCGACCAAAUCAUCUUCAAGUACUCUCCUCAGGCACACGACGUCCUCGAGGUCAGCAAGACCGACUACGACUCCUGGGCGUCCUCGAGGAACUUUCACGCCAGCGACCAAAUCAUCUUCAAGUACUCUCCUCAGGCACACGACGUCCUCGAGGUCAGCAAGACCGACUACGACUCCUGCAGCACCGCCAGCCCCAUCGCCACCCUCAACUCCGGGAAUGAUGUCGUCUCCCUCACCACCACCGGCACCCGCUACUUCAUCUCGGAUAGUUAAGGCCCAUGAGAACUGACGGGAAUAAAAUAACACGGGCAGAAAUUAUUAGUACCACCUCGGAUAGUUAAAAUCUCAAAAGUAUAAUUAAUAAUAUGGGUGGACGGAUGAAAAAAAUGACGAAACGCACCUUGCUUUAUUAGUAGGUACAGAUAUUAGACCCGAGAUAUAUGUUAACAUGUGCUCCACUUAGAUAUGUAAUACUUAACUAAUUACAAGUUCAAUUGUAGCCUACAAAUACAUAUUUUUGAGACAAAUCAAACAAUCAUGCUAAUUAUAUAUCUAAUCUAAGUAUAAACCUCUGCCUGGUACAAGUCAAAGUUAUGCAAGUCUAGCUUAUCAAAUUCUAGAAUGAACAUGUUUCUUGACAAAUGUUGUAUAAGAGAGACAAGAAAAAUCUUUAUUAAAGAA
Aegilops tauschii subsp. strangulata is the source of this 859-nucleotide messenger RNA. RefSeq names its product uclacyanin 1-like. NCBI's taxonomy places the organism in Eukaryota, Viridiplantae, Streptophyta, Magnoliopsida, Poales, Poaceae. The record is from RefSeq and is a predicted model, not a curated record. Gene Ontology annotation, molecular function: electron transfer activity. Gene Ontology annotation, cellular component: plasma membrane.